Ipomoea nil (Japanese morning glory) is the source of this 1228-nucleotide messenger RNA. RefSeq names its product putative late blight resistance protein homolog R1A-4. NCBI's taxonomy places the organism in Eukaryota, Viridiplantae, Streptophyta, Magnoliopsida, Solanales, Convolvulaceae. The transcript is spliced from 5 exons. Gene Ontology annotation, biological process: protein folding. The record is from RefSeq and is a predicted model, not a curated record. Gene Ontology annotation, molecular function: alpha-tubulin binding. The coding region runs from base 70 to 942 and encodes 290 amino acids.
UUGGAACGUAUCAAAUGGUUACUCCUUGAAGACAAAUCUACAGAAACACUGGUUGUACCAAUCGUUGGCAUGGCGGGAAUAGAAGAAAGUUGGGAUUUAUUUCUUCAACAGAUUCAUCUUGCAAGAUUGCCCUCAGAAGUCGAGGCAAUAUGGAGACACAUUGUCAAUUAUUUCAAGGGAUUGCCCUUUGCAAUUGUUAUAGCUGCUGGACUUGCACGAGCAAUCAAUGAGUCACUAUGGAUUUCCAAGGAGACCGAGAGAAUACUUUAUGAAAGGAUGUGUUUGGAUCUUGUUGAAGAUGCAAGUGCUUUUCCAGUACAACUCAGAAUGUUGACAUUGAAGGGAACUUUGGUGCCAUGGGAUGCAAUGGAAGAAGUUAUUGGAAUGUUGCCUAAUCUCCAGGUGCUUAAACUUAAAUAUCAAGCUUGUAUUGGGAAAGAUUGGAAACUUAAUGGUGGUGGGUUUCCUAAAUUAAAAUCACUGCUCAUUCAUGGAAUGGAGUUGGCGCAGUGGACAGCUACUGAAAAUGCUUUCCCUAUCCUAGAGCACCUCAUCGUUAUAUAUUGUAGUGGUUUGAAGAAGAUCCCUUCCACUUUUGGUGACCUAUACUCUUUGCAAUUAAUUGAGUUCUACAAUUGUCAUUCUUUGCUUGUUCAUUCUGCCAAACAAAUUCAGCAACAGCAACAGGAGUCAUAUGGAGAUAAUUGGUUUGCAGUUCAUGACUACAACACUUUUCAGAGCGUAAGUAUUGAAGAAAAAGAACAAGUGAAAAGAGGAAAUUUUGAGGAACAAGAACGUGAAAAGGUGAAGUACAAGGCAAGUGAUCCUGAAUCCAGCAACGUUGCAAGGCAAGUUUUCGAGGAAGUGGAUUCUAAGCCUAUCACUAAUAUUGAAUUCUUCAAUUGCUUUGAAGACGACUUCGACAAUAAUGACAUCAAUUGAAACAAUCUUCUCUACUUCAUAUCUCCCGGUCUACUGCUCAUCCCUAAUAAAAAUCCUAAGGUUUAUUAUUUUUGCUAUAAUUUAUCUUAAAAGACUUGUUUAGUUGCACAUUUUGGGUCUGUGGAUGUUCUCCUUCCUUUUUCCUUGAGUUUAGCGCUUUGAAUUUGGUAUGAGAAAUUGUUCCAUUGAGGAGUGGAUUUGCUUUGCAAUAAGUGUAGGGAUGAGUUAAGCUUGAUUUUGGAUUAUUGUUUCUUUGUGUGGGCUUGUAUUAUUUAUAUUUGAUAAA